UGCACAUAUAAAUUAAAUAAAAUAGAAUUUAUAGUUACUAGAUCACUAUAGUAAAAUACUAGUUAUUAUACAACCGCUGCAAUUAUUUAAAAUUUUUCCAAAUUAGGCAUAGGCUUUCUGAUGAGUUAAAAGUUUAUGUAAAUAAUGACACGAUGGACUUUAAUAACCAUGCAACAGGAGCAUGAAAAUAUGCCAAAUUAAGCCAUGCAGCCUAAUUUUCAUUUGUAGUUCCAGGCAGGUUGAUUAUGUUAAAUAUCACAAAAACAUAAAAAAAAAUGUCCAAUAAUUUUUUUUAUCAUAAUCAUAAUUGACAUUAACUAACAAAACACACAACCUCAUGUUAUGAGUUCACAUUUUAUUAUCCAAUAGCCACUGUUUAACAGAUGUAGAAAAGGAAACAAAAGGUCCAAUUGUCACUGAAGUAAUCUUACAGACAGUUCUCUUUAUUUAAAACCAUUUGUUCCUCAUAUUCAACAAAUUGGCAAAAACUAACAGUUUAUGACAGCAUCUAGGUACUUACAAUGAAUUUCUUUACUGUAAGUGCUUUUCUGUGCUUAAUUGGUGCUGUUGAAUUGUGCAAAAAUAUUAAUGAGAAUCUGCAUUACUCCUGUAUGGGAAGAAACCUCAGCUAUAUACCAGCCAGUAUACCCUCCUCUGUUCAAACACUGGAUUUCAGUUUUAAUGUCUUGAGAUACUUACAGAAGACUGUAUUCCCGGCUUUCACCUUUCUGCAAGUUCUUGAUCUUUCAAGAUGCAACAUCAUACACAUUGAAGACGAUGCUUUCUACAAUGUGAAGAAUUUGACAACUUUGAUUCUCACUGGGAACCCUGUUACACAUUAUGGAGUUGAUUGCUUUAAUAUUUUACAUAAUCUACAGCGACUGGUUCUUGUUGAUGUCGGUCUCACUUCCCUACAGUUUCAUAUGAACAAUCUGACCAAACUACAGAAACUUAAAGUUGGGACAAAUAACCUUCAGUCCAUGACUCUCCCUGCAUUCAUGAGCAGUUUUACAGACUUCAGUGUAUAUGAUCUACAUGCUAAUAAUAUAUCCAUCAUAAAAUCUGAUCACACCAUUGUACUGCGAGAGAUUGGCAGAAACAUGACAUUAAUACUCUGUGGGAAUCCUUUAUUAUACAUUGAACCAGGAGCUUUCAAAGACAUUUAUCUGAGAGAGCUGGAUAUACGAUCUGCAUUUGUUUCAUCUGCUGCUCAAGAACUUGGUCUGAAAGCUCUUUAUGGACUUCAUGUCAGGAGACUAAUAUUGGGAAACUACGAGGGCACGUAUAGCUUCGAAUCAUUGGAUAAUGAGCUUUUAGAUGGCAUUUGCUCUAUUUAUUUCCAGGAGAUAUAUUAUUACACAUCAGAAAGGCCUGAUAAGCAAAUUCCCAUUUUUCAGUGCAUGGUUAAUGCCACAAAUAUAACAGUAAAACGUGCUUACAUUCCUCAAAUGGAGUAUGUGCGUUUUCAUAAACUCAAGGAUCUUUAUUUAAUUUCCAGUUUAUUAUUGGCUUUGCCUGGUCAACAACUUUCACAUCUCCAUACUUUAGAAAGACUUGUGAUAACAGACUCUGCACAUAUCCGCGGUGGCACCUUUACUGACAUGCCUAAACUUCACUAUCUGGAUCUGAGCUCUAACAAACUGACAUUCGAUUGCUGCAUAACACUGCUGUCUGGCACACCUCAAAUCAAAUACUUGAAUUUGAGUUUAAAUGCAGAAAUCGGAUUUCCCUUGGGAGGAUUUAAUGGUCUUGAAUCCCUUGAGAUUUUGGAUAUCCACCAUACAAGGGUUUUAGAUAUUGGACACUUUUCACUUUUGUCUAACUUGAAGGAUUUGAGGUAUCUGGAUUUGUCCUUUUCAAGCAUCACAUUUGAGAACACACUUUGCUUUUUUGGGCUGAUCAGUCUGAAUGUUCUUAAGAUAGCUGGUAAUAGUUUUCACAGUGAUGUGUCAAGAUAUUUAUUUAAUAAUCUUACACAUUUAGAGUAUCUUGAUAUGUCAUAUUGCCACAUUGACAAAUUACAUCCAAGCUCUUUCAAAGAUCUUCAAAGGCUUAAGAUUUUGCAUCUCAGUGGAAACAAGUUAAUGACUAUAGAUUUUCUGACCAACACAAAUCUGAAGAAAUUAACAUCAGUUUAUCUAAAUCAAAACAGCAUUACUAGUAUCUCACUUGGUGUUCUCCAGAAGUUGCCCACAAACCUUUCAGUGUUUGGUUUGUCCUUUAACCCCAUCGACUGCUCCUGCACUCACACAGAUUUUAUUUUGUGGAUCAUCAAUCAUCAGCAGAUGUUGGAUCAGCCACAUAACAUGUUAUGUAAAACCCCUUCACCGAGCUCAGAUUUUACAGUAACUGAUUUUGACAUUAACAGCUGUGUGCACAGAACCAAACUCACAAUUGUUUUAUUGAUAUGUUUUGUGUUGGUAGUGGCUGUUUUAUCAGUCCUGGUUUAUAGGUUUCAGUUUUAUCUGAAAUACUCCUGUGUACUACUGAGAGGUUACAGGUCAGCCAGACAACAAGAAUUUGCCUAUGAUGCAUUUGUGAUUUUUUCAAGCUAUGAUGAAAUGUGGGUCAUGAAUGAACUGAUGGAAAAUCUGGAAAAUGGAGUUCCACCUAUUCAGCUUUGCCUUCACAUGCGGGACUUUGAAGCCGGAAAAUCCAUCGCCUCCAACAUUAUUGAUGAAGGAAUAAUGGGUAGCCGUAAAGUCAUUGUGGUUGUGUCUCAACACUUCAUUAACAGUGAUUGGUGUCGCUUUGAGUUUGAAAUAGCUCAGUCCUGGUUUGUGAUGGAACGCAAUGCCAACAUCAUCAUCAUCAUUCUGGAAGAUGUGGAGGAGAGGAAGACUAAGAAAGUGUUUGGUCUUCAUAAACAUCUGAAGAAGAACACAUACCUGAAGUGGAGUAGAGACCCGCUGAGUAAAAUGAGAUUCUGGAUUCGACUCCGGAAAGCGAUUAUUGCCACAAAAUAA
Paramisgurnus dabryanus is the source of this 2966-nucleotide messenger RNA. Its product is annotated as toll-like receptor 4. Lineage: Eukaryota; Metazoa; Chordata; Actinopteri; Cypriniformes; Cobitidae. The record is from RefSeq and is a predicted model, not a curated record. Gene Ontology annotation, molecular function: lipopolysaccharide binding; lipopolysaccharide immune receptor activity; protein binding. Gene Ontology annotation, biological process: toll-like receptor 4 signaling pathway; immune response; inflammatory response. Gene Ontology annotation, cellular component: lipopolysaccharide receptor complex; plasma membrane.